Messenger RNA from Juglans regia (Persian walnut), 3845 nucleotides. RefSeq names its product exportin-4. The transcript is spliced from 32 exons. Gene Ontology annotation, molecular function: nuclear export signal receptor activity. Gene Ontology annotation, biological process: protein export from nucleus. Gene Ontology annotation, cellular component: cytoplasm; nuclear pore. Lineage: Eukaryota; Viridiplantae; Streptophyta; Magnoliopsida; Fagales; Juglandaceae. The record is from RefSeq and is a predicted model, not a curated record. The coding region runs from base 142 to 3639 and encodes 1165 amino acids.
AAGUAAACACUUGUUUCCGUCGAAUGUAGCGAUUGCUAACUGCGAAACACCUCUCAAGAAGUAGCAAAAAGCAGAAAUCAAGACUUGAAAAUCGAAUUAUCUCGUUUGAUUAUCUCUGUAUACGGAAUCUCGCGGCUGAGGAUGCAAGGGCCAGGCUCCAAUGGUUUGGCCCAGCUUCAGGCAACCAUGCACUCCGUCGAGCUCGCCUGCACUUCUAUUCAGAUGCAUAUCAAUCCGGCAGCAGCUGAGGCAACACUAUUGUCUCUACGAUCGACUCCACAGCCAUAUCAGGCAUGCCAAUUUAUUCUUGAGAAUUCUCAGGUGCCAAAUGCCAGGUUUCAAGCUGCUGCAGCAAUUCGUGAUGCAGCGAUAAGGGAAUGGGGUUUCCUCAUAGCUGAUGACAAGAGAAGCUUGAUUAGUUUUUGCCUUUGCUUUGUUAUGCAACAUGCUAGCUCACCUGAGGGCUAUGUCCUGGCAAAGGUUUCUUCUGUGGCUGCUCAAUUGAUGAAAAGGGGCUGGCUCGAUUUUACGGCUGUGGAGAAGGAGGCAUUUUUUAAUCAGGUAAACCAGGCAAUUCUUGGCAUUCAUGGGAUAGACGUGCAGUUCAUUGGAGUCAAUUUUCUGGAAUCUUUGGUAUCUGAAUUUUCUCCAUCUACUUCAAGUGCCAUGGGCCUUCCUAGGGAGUUUCAUGAGCAAUGCCGGAGGUCAUUAGAGAUAGACUUUUUAAAGAUGUUCUACAACUGGGCUCAAAAUGCUGCUAUAAGUGUCACAAAUAGGAUAAUUGAAUCCAACUCUGCAGUACCAGAGGUUAAAGUUUGUAAUGCUGCAUUGCGCCUCAUGCUUCAGAUCCUGAACUGGGAUUUUCGGUACAACAACAACAGCACGAAAUCCAGUAUAAAUGUUUUCUCUGCUGUAGCUAGGCAUGAUACUGAUUCACCUAGGGGAUCUGAGUGUACCUUAGUGCAGCCUGGUCCUGCUUGGCGUGAUGUUUUGAUUUCAAGUGGCCAUAUAGGGUGGCUCCUGAGCUUAUAUGCGGCACUUAGACAGAAGUUUUCGGGUGAAGGUUACUGGAUUGACUGCCCUAUUGCAGUCUCUGCUCGUAAAUUAAUUUUGCAAUUCUGCUCAUUGACAGGAACCAUUUUUCUUUCUGAUAAUGGGAAAAUGCAUGAACAUCAUUUGCUGCAGCUGCUCUCAGGGAUGAUAGAUUGGAUUGAUCCUCCUGAUGCAGUUUCAAAAUCGAUUGAAUGUGGAAAAAGUGAAAGUGAGAUGCUCGAUGGUUGUCGUGCAUUGUUGUCCAUUGCAAAUGUAACAACUCCCUUUGUGUUUGACCAACUCUUGAAGUCCAUAAGGCCUUUUGGCGCUCUUACCCUAUUAUCCACCUUAAUGUGUGAGGUCAUUAAAGUCCUUAUGAUGAGUAACACUGAAGAGGAGACAUGGAGCUGGGUGGCCCGUGAUAUCUUGUUGGAUACAUGGACUGCCCUUCUUGUGCCAUUUGAUAGUUCUGGUGGGAAAUCAAUGCUUCCUCCUGAAGGUGUAAAUGCCGCUGGCAAUCUCUUUGCCUUGAUUGUAGAGUCGGAGCUAAAAGCGGCUGUAUCUUCUGCAUUGACCGAUGACGAUGACGAUGACUACCUUCACACUUCGAUCUCUGCCAUGGAUGAAAGGUUAAGCUCAUAUGCUCUUAUUGCGAGAGGAGCAAUUGAUGUCGCAAUUCCUUUGCUCAUGAGGCUUUUUUCUGAACGCUUUGUACGGCUUGAUCAGGGCAGGGGAGUUACUUAUCCAACUGAAAUUUUGGAGGAAGUUUAUUCGCUUUUACUGAUUGCUGGGCAUGUUGUUGCUGAUGAAGGGGAGGGAGAAACACCCUUGGUUCCAUAUGCUAUACAAUCCUACUUUGCAGACAACAUUGAAGCAGACAAGCAUCCCGUUAUUGUACUUUCUAGCUCAAUUAUAAGGUUUGCUGAGAAGAGUUUAGAUGCUGAAUUGAGAGCAUUGGUUUUCAGUCCUCGACUCAUGGAGGCUGUGGUAUGGUUUCUUGCAAGAUGGUCCCAUACAUAUCUUAUGCAUCCUGAAGAAAUUAAAGAGGGUAACUUAGCUCAUGAUCAAGAUCAUCAGCUGCAGUUGCUGCAGACGAGAAAAGGUUUGCUAAAUUUUUUUGGAGAGCGUAUUCAAGGCAGACUUGUGCUUGACAUUAUAGUUCGCAUAUCUAUCACAACACUGAUGUCAUAUCCUGGGGAGAAGGAUUUGCAGGCACUCACCUGUUACCGGCUACUUCAUGCACUUGUUCAGCAUAAACAUAUAUGUGUUCACCUUUUUUCACUGGACUCAUGGCGCAACCUAGCACAUGCUUUUGCUAAUGAAAAAAGUCUACUCUUGUUGAAUACGGCUCAUCAGCGGUCACUUGCACAAACACUUGUUCGCUCCACUUCUGGCUUGAUGAAUUCAGAUGCAUCAAAUCUGUGCAUAAGGGAUCUUGUGGGUCAUAUGGUGACUUGUUUAGGAGAAUUGUCUGGCAAGGAUGACUUCAAAAUUGUUGCUCAACAACCAGAUAUAAUACUCAUGGUCAGUUGCAUGUUGGAACGGCUUCGUGGAGCUGCAAGUGCCUCAGAACCUCGGACACAAAAGGCAAUAUAUGAGUUGGGUUUAUCAGUAAUGAACCCAGUUCUGGUUCUUCUGGAAGUUUACAAACAUGAGUCUGCAGUUGUUUAUCUGCUACUUAAAUUUGUUGUUGCCUGGGUAAACGGACAAAUUGCUUUCCUAGAGGCUCGUGAAACUGCUGUAGUUGUUGACUUCUGCAUGCGUUUGCUUCAGCUGUACUCAUCGCACAAUAUUGGCAAGAUAUCAUUAAGCCUUUCGAGCAGCUUACUAAGUGAGGCAAAGACCGAAAAGUAUAAGGAUUUGCGUGCUCUUCUUCAACUCCUUUCAAGCCUUUGUUCAAAAGAUCUGGUUGAUUUUUCAUCCGAUCCUAUUGAGACACAAGGCACAAAUAUAUCUCAGGUUGUUUAUUUUGGUCUUCACAUAGUUACCCCUCUGAUAUCUUUGGAUCUGCUGAAAUACCCCAAGCUCUGUAAUGAUUUCUUCUCUUUGCUAUCACAUCUCUUAGAGGUCUAUCCUGACACAGUUGCACAACUAAACAGCGAAGCCUUUGCUCAUAUACUUGGCACUCUUGAUUUUGGUCUUCACCAUCAGGAUACCGAAGUAGUUGAUAUGUGUCUAAGAGCUCUGAAAGCUCUUGCUUCUUACCACUAUAAUGAGACAGGCAGUGGUAGAACAGGCUUGGGCUUACAUGCUUCUGGAGUCAUGGAUCAAGGAGGAAAUUUUCAGGAAGGCAUUUUGAGCCGGUUUCUUCAUUCAUUGCUGCAGUUACUCCUUUUUGAGGAUUACAGUCCGGACCUGGUCAGCAGUGCAGCAGAUGCUCUCCUUCCUUUGAUUCUUUGCGAACAAGGCCUAUAUCAGAGGUUAGGCAAAGAGUUGAUAGAAAGGCAGACAAAUCCGACACUCAAAUCAAGGCUGGCAAAUGCAUUGGAGUCUCUAACAAGCACAAAUCAGCUCUCUUCAACCCUGGAUCGUAUUAAUUACCAGAGAUUCAGGAAAAAUCUUAGUAAGUUCUUAAUUGAAGUUCGUGGAUUUCUGCGAACCAUGUGAUAUUUCUUAUUGUAAAAAUAUGGAAUGUGUUUUGUUAUAUUCAUUCUGUGGUUAUCCUAUGAAGUUUUUAUUUUUUUGUUCUUUUGGGUAAUUAGAAAGUUUUUCCCUUUUUAUGAGAAUUCGUCGUGUAAUUUCUGAACAUACAGAGGGCUUGGCAUUUUGAACUUUCCAUUUCUGAAAGUCUUGAAAACAGUUUUGAGAGUUGA